This is a messenger RNA of Triticum dicoccoides, 444 nucleotides long. RefSeq lists its product as uncharacterized. The record is from RefSeq and is a predicted model, not a curated record. The transcript has 3 exons. The coding region runs from base 1 to 444 and encodes 147 amino acids. NCBI's taxonomy places the organism in Eukaryota, Viridiplantae, Streptophyta, Magnoliopsida, Poales, Poaceae.
AUGGAUCUCCCGCCGCUCUCCCAGCAGGCGCUCUUCGCGGCCCUCCGAUCCGCGGACGCCAAGGCCGUGCGCCGCCUCCUGGCUGGCGCCGAGGAGUCCGCGCUCUAUGUCCCGGUGGAUGCCGAGGCCGUGCGCCUCCUCCUCCCGCUCUACGACCUCGAGGCCGCCAAGCUCUACUCCCGCCUCAACCUCGAUGCCUUCCACGUCGCCGCCAAGCAAGGGCACACCGGGUUUGAUGCUCCGAGGAACAGCAUGGAGUUCGCCAUGGAGGCGCCCCACAGCUACGGCGUCUUCCAAGAGGACGUCCCGCAGGGGAAGGAGGAGGAGGAGGAGUUCAGCAUGGGGCCUCUCUCCAUUCUCAUGCUCAGCGUCGGCGUCUUCCCCGACGGUGGCUAUGGCGGGACCCUCGAGAUCGUCGUCUUCCUGACCGGGACCCUUGGUUAG